GUAGGGUGGAAGGACUAGAAGGUCAGAGCGGCAUUAGGUGGAAGAUAGAAGGUGCACCUUAGUCUUCUCUUAUUUAAAAAAAAAAAAAAAAGGGAAGAAGUGAGAGAAGAAAUUAGAGCAGGAUUGGAUGGAGCUCCAUUUUGUUUGCUCCUCAUUGGAUCCAGAACAUUUUUGUCAUCUUGGAAGUAUAUCAAGUGGAUGUGAAUGAAGCAAAGUGACAAAUGGACGAUUUCAAAGCAACUUUGUAAGAGAACUACAAGACUUUUUAUUUAAUCUGUGAGGAUUUCACUCACAGUCAGAAAUCAUUUAAAAACUUCCCCCUGAUAAUGGCCUAUAAUCAAGAUUAAACUCGGGAAAAGACAAACAAGAAGCAAUUUUUGUCAAUACGUGAUCGAGGCGAGCAUGGCCAUCAAUACGGACAACGACUUCCUCAAGUCCAACCUUGGAGAGGGUGGUGGAGGAAGAGGAGAAGGUGGCGCUCAGCUGGCUGACUUCCAGGAGACUGAGAAGCUGCUGGCCGUCACCAGUGAGCCCGCGGGCCAUGGGCUCAAGAUGUCUUCGUCUUUCUCCGUCAACAUGGACCACAACCAGACCAAGGGGCUGGAGGCGGAUCUCAACGGCCACGAGCUGAACGUGAGAUCAGGCUCCGCGGGGCAGCUAGACGUCGCCACGCCCCUCUCCCCGUCCAAAGUCAGCCUGAGCCGCUCGUCCACCGGAAACGCCGCGGUGCAGGAGAGCCCCAAGCCCCGAGACUACCUGAUCCUCGUCAUCAUCUCCUGUUUCUUCCCUGUGUGGCCCGUCAGCAUCGUGGCCCUCGUCUACUCCAUCAUGUCUAGAAACAGUCUCCAGGCGGGGGACGUGGACGGGGCCAGACGGCUGGGUCGACUUGCUCGUCUACUCAGCAUCGUCUCCAUCGUGCUGGGUGUGGUCGCCAUCGUUGUGUUUGUCUCGCUUUCAGCAAUCAACUGACACGGACGACCUGAAGGGAAAAAUAAAACAGCCGUGAAGGCCAUACCACGGAUGCAACAAAAAAGCCCAUUCCAAUAAAAAAAAAAUCUAUAUCUACAAAAUACGAUCCUCUCUUGUACCUCUCUACUUCUACCCUAUUGUAAUUAUGCCAUCCUGAAUUUCAGAAAGCAAACGCUCCUGAGGUUGGUAUUGCCGCAGACAGGAAUCCCAAAUGCAUGCAUUACACUCCACUAACAUUUGCUUGACCAAAAAAAAUGUGUGAAAGAAUGAUCAAAUCCUGAUGCAACGUUGAAAGAUUUUGAUAUGUACGGAUUUGCAAAGGAUUUUGGAAUAAACGAAUGAAGAGGAUGACUGAGCACGGACGACUUUUUCUACAGCAGUGACGGGAUGCUUGAACACUUUUUCAGUUUGGACUUCCACAUUUGGACAGCUCCCAUAUAAUCCUCAUAUAUUUGCUGCUGCGUCGAAGGCCGAUAGAACUGAAAUGUGGAUACUUUUGAAGAUGUCCAUUUUUGUAAUGUCAAGCUGGGAGAGUGAAAGAACGCGGAAGAGGACACAUUUGGAACGUUUUAUUUUUCUUUCACCAUUUUUUUUCAACAGUGAGAAUAUUUGCAUGCCUCAACAGGGAAGUGGAAAUUCUGCCUGUGUAUUAUUGACUGUUUUCCCAGUUUUCCAGUCCAAAAGAAUGAAUAGUAAUAUGAACAAGGUGAGUGCAGCUGACUGAAUUGUAACCCAAACCCGUCCACCUUAAUCUUUGCAAAAUGUUAAUGAAAUAUUACAUUAUGCUGCUUUGUACUAGCAAACACACCAAUGCACCACACUCCGAAUCCCCCAGCACACUACGGUUGUGCCCAUUUUGAAUCUUUUGCUCCAGUUGUUCACCUUGUGCCCUUAAUCUGUUUACGAUCUUUCUACUUGUCUUCCGUCAUCACCGCUACAUCACGAUUGUUGUUAUAAUUGUUUCAUCAAAUGUUUUACCUGAUCCUUGUAUUGGUAUGAAAUGUAUUUAUAAGGGGAAAUAUAUGCAAUAUUUAUGCAUGUUGUAUACAUUUUUUUGUAAGAGACAGUUUUGUGGUUUAUUUAAAGUUUAAAAUCCCAAUUUAACAGAUAAUGUGUAGUACACUGUGAACACACACACACAAGGCUGCCACACUGACAUAGCAAAUACAAGCAUAGGCUCAAACUUUGGUCCCCAAAGAUUGUUCAUUCACAUUUUCUGCAGGAAUAAUAAUGUCAGAUGCUUACAAAUCAUGUUUAUAAAACUAUGCAACUCAUUCCAGACAGACAAUGUUCAACAUCUUCACUUUCUGGCUACAUGACUACUUACAGCUUAUUUUCUUCAAAACAAUCAUAAGCAGCCAAUCCAAUGAUUGCCUUU
Molecule: messenger RNA, 2347 nt
Organism: Syngnathus typhle (broad-nosed pipefish)
Lineage: Eukaryota; Metazoa; Chordata; Actinopteri; Syngnathiformes; Syngnathidae
Gene: trarg1a
Product: trafficking regulator of GLUT4 (SLC2A4) 1a
Exons: 3
Coding region: 403-969 (188 amino acids)
Cellular component (GO): membrane
Source: RefSeq, a predicted model, not a curated record